Penicillium salamii is the source of this 870-nucleotide messenger RNA. Lineage: Eukaryota; Fungi; Ascomycota; Eurotiomycetes; Eurotiales; Aspergillaceae. The record is from the annotation of a GenBank genome assembly.
AUGGCAAAAGACACCGAACUUGACACAGAGCUGCCGUCUGUUGAGGAAGAUCUCUAUAAGCUUCUGGGCAUCGAGUCCGACGCUACUCCAGAAGCCAUCAAGACUGCAUACAAGAAGAGUGCACUCAGGAAUCACCCCGACAAGGUGAGCGAAGAUACCCGUGAAGCAGCCAACGCGAAGUUCCAGCAGAUCGCGCUGGCAUACGGUGUUCUCUCCGAUCCUCGACGACGAGACGUGUACGAUCGCACUGGCAGCACAAAUGAAGCCUUCUCCGAAGACAGUGACUUCAACUGGAUGGACUUCUACCGCGAACAGUUCUCGGCGAUGAUCGAUGCGCAGAAGAUUUCCGAAUUCCAAAAAAGCUACCAGAAUUCAGAGGAGGAAAAGAAUGACCUGCUGGCAUCAUAUGAAACCCACCAAGGUGACAUGGAUGCCAUUUAUGAGUCUGUGAUGUUGUCCAAUGUUUUAGAUGACGAUGAACGCUUCCGUGCGAUUAUUGACCAGGCGAUUGCCGACGAAGAGGUGGAGGACUACAAGGCCUAUUCCCAAGAGUCCGAGAAGAAGAAACAACGGCGGGUGAAGCAGGCUCAGAAGGAGGCGGCUGAGGCGGCAAAGGAAGAAAAGAAGAUGCAGGCCAAGAAGAAGAAGUCCGGGAAGAGUUCGGGAGGGGUGUCUGAUUUGGACGCACUGCAGGCCAUCAUCUCUCAGCGCCAGAAAGACCGUGGUGGGGAUUUCCUCUCUCGAUUAGAGGAGAAGUAUGCGCAGCCUGGGGACAAGCGUCCUGGGGAUGAUGGGCCCUCGGAGGAGGCCUUUGCUGCUGUUGGUGCGCGGAAGAGUUCAAAGAGCAGGUCGAAGAGGGUGAAGACUUGA